Messenger RNA from Mesorhabditis spiculigera, 831 nucleotides. The record is from the annotation of a GenBank genome assembly. NCBI's taxonomy places the organism in Eukaryota, Metazoa, Nematoda, Chromadorea, Rhabditida, Rhabditidae.
AUGAUUCAGGGCGGCGAUAUUAUGAAUGGUGACGGCACCGGGCGGGUCUCAAUCUACGGAAAAACAUUCCCAGACGAAAACUUUCGGAUCAAGCAUGACAAGCCUUACUUCCUCUCGAUGGCGAACAGCGGCCCGAACUCGAACGGCUGUCAGUUCUUCAUCACCUGUGUUCCGUGCCCGCAUCUUGACGAAAAACACGUGGUGUUUGGCAGACUGAUCACUGGACAAAAAAUUAUCGCGAGGAUCGAAAAUGCUUCUGUUGACAAUAAAAGCAAACCGCUGGUCGAUGUUUUAAUCACAAACUGCGGCGAAUUCAAGCCAGAGGAGAAGGCCAAGAAAAAGAGUGAGGAGGAAGUGGAGCAAGAAAACAAGGAAGGCGCGGCAUCAACGAUGAAGGCCUCGGAUAUUCCGGAUUUUCCUGCGGAGAGGAACUUUCUCUAUCGCCACAGCAAGACACCGGAAAGGAAGCCAAAAGAUGAUGAGAAGGAUGGCAAGGAGAAAAAGAAGAAACGCGCCAAUUCUCGCGAGAGGCGAGAUCGCCAUCGCGAUCGCAGCCGUUCCCGCGAUCGUCGUAAUCGAAGCCGUUCGCGAGAUCGUCGUGAUGACCGACGUGAUUCACGACGAAGGAGCUCACGUUCACGCUCACCUUGGCGUUCGCACAGAAGCGGCGGUCGCGGUGACCGGGGCCAGGUCAAAGGCCGUGGUCCAAUCAUGCUGUUCUCCGCGCUGCGCGGAGAGGAACCAUUGCGCUGGAAAAAUGCCACGAGCCGGACCGAGAAAUUCAGCGAUUACAUGAAGCGUGAAGAGGCUAAGAAGGAAAAGACCGAUGAG